CGGAAGCGGGGAGUUAAAGAGUCUGAGCCUGUCGUGGGAGCUGGCCCGGCACCCUCGGGAGCGCCCUGGAGUCGAUUUGGGGGGCUUCCUUUUUGUACACACCACUAGUUUUCUCUCUGUGCUAUGGGAGAUGUCAAAGAAUCAAAAAUGCAAAUAACACCUGAAACUCCAGGAAGAAUACCUGUUUUAAAUCCUUUUGAAAGUCCUGGUGAUUAUUCUAAUCUCCAUGAACAGACUGUCUCUAGUCCUUCUGUUUUUAAAUCGACAAAAUUACCAACUCCAGGGGAAUUUAGGUGGUCUAUUGAUCAACUAGCUGUAAUAAAUCCUGUCGAAAUUGACCCAGAAGACAUUCAUCGUCAAGCUUUAUACUUGAGUCGGUCUCGAAUAGAUAAAGAUGUGGAAGACAAAAGACAAAAAGCCAUUGAAGAGUUUUUCACUAAGGAUGUCAUCGUACCCUCUCCUUGGACUGAUCACGAAGGGAAGCAGCUUUCAGAGUAUCAUUCCAGUAAAUGUAUUAGCAUAAAUAAUGACUCGCCAACUGAAAGAAAACUGACCAUCCAUUCUGAGAAAAGCAACGCUGCUUGCCAGACAUUGCUGUCUCUUCCUGUGGAUUUUAAUUUAGAAAAGGUAUUAGGUGACUAUUUUAGAGCCGAUGAAUUUGCAGAUCAGUCUCCUGGGAACCUCAGUUCUUCAUCCCUCAGGAGAAAGCUGUUUUUAGAUGGCAACGGAAGUAUCUCCGACUCCUUACCUCCAGCUUCUCCCAGAAGUCCUUGUCAUGGUGCUCAAGCAUCACUUGAGGUUUUUUAUUCGAUAGACUUAUCUCCUGUGCAGUGUCGAAGCCCUGCGCAGACACCAAGUUCGGGGCAGUUUUCGUCUAGCCCUAUUCAAGGAAGUGCAAAAAAAUACAGUUUGGGAAGUAUAACCAGUCCUUCACCUAUUUCUUCACCCACUUUCUCACCAAUUGCAUUUCAAAUAGGAAAGACACCACUCUCAGAACAGAGGAAGUUUACUUCCCAUUCUCCCGAUGCUUCGUCUGGAACACAUGCUAACGGAAUUGCCAAUCCGUGUAUCCGAAGUCCUUACAUCGAUGGCUGCUCACCAAUUAAAAACUGGUCUCCGAUGAGACUCGAGGUGUGCGGAGGGGGCGCUCAGUACCGGACCUCCCUGAUCCGGAUCCCUUUUACUCUGGAGGCUCCAAAAGGAGAUGAAGACGACGGGGCGGACGAUCCUUCCGCAGACGUGCCCCCUCUGAGCGCGGGAGGCCACCUGCCGCAGCUGGAUGGCGCCGCCUCCCCGCGCGGCCCGCGCCUGGUGGUGACCGCCCUGUCCAUCACCCAUAGCCAGCCCGGCGCUGCCGAGAGGGAGCUGGCGCUGCUGCAGGAGGGGGACAGCGGGAAGGAGAAUGUCACGGUGGAUAUGGUGGAUCCCGUAGAGAUAGCAGAGGAGACCGCUUGGAUUAAGGAGCCGGGUGAUAAUGGGAGCCCGGCCAUGACCGAGUUUGUGAGUGGGAUCGCCUUCAGUAUUGAGAACUCCCACAUGUGCAUGUCACCUCUUGCAGAAAGCAGCGUCAUCCCCUGUGAAAGCAGUAACAUUCAGAUGGACAGUGGCUAUAAUACACAGAAUUGUGGAAGCAAUAUCAUGGAUACGGUUGGAGCGGAAAGUUAUGACAAAGAAAAUGACGCACAGACCUUGGAAGUCGAGACUAAAUCGCAAGUUUUUAAUACAAAGCAAGACCACCCAACACAAAGGUACUGGAUGAAAACAGCAAAUCCUCCUCAGUGCAGCAGUCCGUAGAAUACCUCUCUCCGAGCCAGAGCUGUCCCUGGACAGCUCCUCACAUAUUUUAUUACGCACGGGAUCGAUAAUGUGAUUGUGAUUGGGAAAAAACUGCUUCAACUUACAUGCUGAGCUUUUUUUCAUUCCCUCCUUAAUGUGAAAAAUCAAGGGCUUAAUUUAGUGACACAGGAACAACAGAAAAAGUCCUGGAACUUUCAGCAAGUUACUGAAGACCAAAUUCAUUUUUUAAUAAAAUAUUUUUGUACUGACCUUGAGUGAUGUGUUUAAUAAAAAACCUGAGAGUGAUGA
This is a messenger RNA of Camelus dromedarius (Arabian camel), 2085 nucleotides long. It is a transcript of the gene BORA, whose product is annotated as BORA aurora kinase A activator. Bases 124 to 1794 code for a protein of 556 amino acids. Gene Ontology annotation, molecular function: protein kinase binding. Gene Ontology annotation, biological process: regulation of mitotic spindle organization; regulation of mitotic nuclear division; activation of protein kinase activity. NCBI's taxonomy places the organism in Eukaryota, Metazoa, Chordata, Mammalia, Artiodactyla, Camelidae. Gene Ontology annotation, cellular component: nucleus; cytoplasm. The record is from RefSeq and is a predicted model, not a curated record. The transcript is spliced from 12 exons.